AUGGCCACCACACGGUUUGCCACCGAGCUAGCCCGGGCAAACAUCCGCGAGAGUGUGCAAGCUGCACUUGCGUCAUCGCCUAUGGACGCAGAGCAUGUUGUCCGUGCUGUGGCCUGUGGCGAGACCGAGCGCCUUGUCCGUCUCACCGAUGCCGUGCCUGCCGAGCUCACCGCCGCCGCCGCCGCCGCCUCGCGGGUCGUCUUCCCGGAUCGGGCUCGGCGGACGAGUGUACUGGCGCUGUGGAAGGCGACACAGGUCGUGCGCAUCCCCACGGGCCUCCCUGGCCUCGACCAUGUCCUCGGCGGUGGCCUCCCACCCGGCAUGGUCACCGAGCUCGUCGGCCUGCCCGGCGCCGGCAAGACCCAGAUGUGCAUGGGCCUGGUGCUCGAGGCCCACGCCCUCGCUGCCAAGCAUGCCCUCCAUGCCGAGCUGGCCGCAAGUCAGUCGUCGACCCAGGCCCACCCAGCCGCUGCUGCAGCUGCCGCCGGUGGCAAGACGGUGUACAUUGAUGCCGAGGCGGCGUUCUCGGCCUUUCGGCUGGUGGAGAUGGCUCGGUUCCGAUACCCAGAGGUGUACGCAGGCAACGACGAGGCGCUGCGCUCGCUGACAGAGUCGGUUCUGGUGUACUCGGUGGCUACCUCUGCGGAGCUUGUGGAGCUGCUGGCCUCGCUGGAGGAGACCGUCAUUGCUGAGAGCGUGGGUCUGGUGGUGGUCGAUUCGGUCGCGGCCCUCGCCCGCAACGAGUUUGAUCGCGCCUCGCUCCCACAGCGACAGUCGCGGCUCUCCAAGCAAGCAUCGCUGCUCAAAUGGCUGGCGUCAGUCUUUUCCAUUCCGGUCGUCGUCACCAACCACGUCUCCAAGCACAUUGCGUCGACGACCGACGUUGUGCCGGCGCUCGGCAACACAUGGUCGCACGCCGUCAACAUCCGCCUCGUCCUCGCUGCUCUCUCUGACACAACCUCGCAACUCUCCGUAGUCAAGUCGCCGUCGGCGCCGCCCGGUCUUGCCUCCUGCUACGCCAUCGGCAAGGCCGGCGUGUACCCGGUCACGGCCGAGUCGGGCCCGGGCUAA
Messenger RNA from Thecamonas trahens ATCC 50062, 1071 nucleotides. Its product is annotated as DNA repair and recombination protein radA. Gene Ontology annotation, molecular function: ATP-dependent DNA damage sensor activity; DNA binding; ATP binding. The record is from RefSeq and is a predicted model, not a curated record. The transcript has a single exon. Gene Ontology annotation, cellular component: Rad51B-Rad51C-Rad51D-XRCC2 complex. Gene Ontology annotation, biological process: double-strand break repair via homologous recombination. Bases 1 to 1071 code for a protein of 356 amino acids. Lineage: Eukaryota; Apusomonadida; Apusomonadidae.